AUGCCUGAUCGCAGGGCGAUCCGGCCCAUCCCGCCCAAGAAGGCCGUCCAGUGGAGGGCAUACGACGGCCUGCUGGCUGGCAUCUUCAAGAAGUGCGACGACAAGUGGAGCUGGAUCAAGGGCGGCCAGGACUCCGUGAAGUUCCUGGCGGAGCUCAUCCAGGAACUCCGCGACUACGAGGACACGAUGGGCAACCGCCAGGGCCCGAAUGCUCCUGUGGCCGCCGUGGAGGCCUACGCUUUCUGCCUGAAAGUCGGGCGAUACGCCAUCAGCAGAUGCGAGAGCGAUGGCAAACCGGGCGAGAGCCGCGAGGCGCAUCAUGAUGGCAAUGGUAAGCGGAAGAAGCAGCGCACUGGCCCGGAGUCAGCGGCGGUGGUGGGCGGCGACGACGAGAUGAGUGACAAUGAGGUCGUGGUUGUGGAGGAUGACGAGAGCGCUGGCUCUAAGAAGGCCGACGACCCGCCGAUGCCCGUAGUGGACACCGCCUGGUUGAGCUAUCUGGCCCAGUGUACUGCACCCAGCCUGCUCAGCCGCCCCGAUCAGCAGGAAGUGCACGGCAAAGGCGGUGACGACCUGCAUUGGACCUGGCCUGACCAGCCUGAGGAAGAGGAGAAAAGGGUCUACGCGGAGCGCAAGACUGCUGGCGAUUCAGACGAGGACGCUCAGAAGGCAGCUUCAGAAGCCGCGGCGACCAAGUCGAAGGCUCUGAAGGAAGCAAAGAUGGUGAAGAGCCAGGUCAAGAAGAACCAGCCACAGUCGGCGGCGGCGGCUAUCGAUGCUCCGGAAACGGCGCCUCAGAACAACACCCAGUACUACGAAGCGCUCAUCGACGCCGUCAACGUGAUCCUUCAGUGCCCCACCUUCGUUGACCUUCAGACGCCGCUGCCGAUCAACACCAAGCCGGGAGAAGACCAGUCAGGAGUUCAGGCAGUUUUCGACCCACGGGAGUGCAAGGCAGCAUUGACGAAGGAAGGAUGCUACAGGGCCGCGAUCAACUUGAUGUGGAUUGACCCAUUUGGGCCCACAACGCCCACAGUACCGCUCAGUGUGGAGAGGGUCCGGGAACUCGGGCAAUUUGCUUGUCCCGCCGGGGAUGACUUGACCGAGAACUUCACAGUCGCGGUCGACAGCCCGGACCAGGACAUGCUGGAUAGCAAGGGGAAGUGGAAGGCUGUGAGCCCGGAGGAAAUGCAGCACGCCCUGCUGUUCACCUUAGCGGAUGUCAUCAAAGACCAGGCGCCUGAUGAGAAGCUUGCUGCCUGGCGCCGGGUCUUUUUGUCGGCGCCGGCAGUGUUCACAGUGGUGGGCGGGGGAGACAGCUUGUACUGGCACAGCUUCCACCGGAGGCAGCAAGUGGUGCAGACUUACGACUCCCUCAAGAGAAGCGCUCGACAACUCGCUUUUGAGGUGACUGCCUUCAAAAACAAGAAGGAGUCCGAGGCUGGCGAGAGACUUGGAGUUAAGGAGGUGCAAGACAUCUUCCGGUCCAAGGCCCACCUCAUGGCGAAAUCCUCCGUGAAAGGCGACAUGGCGGAUGGAUUCGUGAAGGACUGCCUGUUCGUCUAUGAGAAGUUGCUCGUGGACACAACCUGCAACGAGGUGCUGGACAAGUUGGAGAGCAAGUGUGGCUUGGAGUCGCCAUUGAACUCCCUUCAGAAACUUCGGGUGCUGAUUGCAAAAAGCGAGAACAUGGAGACCAGGCAAUGGAUUCUGAAAGUGAUUUGCGACAUGGUGGAGGGAGGAGCGCUUGAGCGCGAGACCAUCACCAAGACCUACCUCGCUGGGACGCCCACAGCCGCAUCGCUGGUCGAGCUGUUGAAGCUGAAGCGAACUGUGGCGCAUCACUUUUUGCAGGUGGAGAUGCCACGCAGCCAGUUCGACACUCAGGACCUUGCCAAGAUCCACUCGAAGAUCAUGACGAUUUGCAGCUACCGGAAAUACGUGACCGCUGCUAACCUUGAAGGUCCAUCUGAAGUUCAAUGGAUGUCUUCGUUGAAGCGCUCCAGCAUGCUUGUGCUGAGGUUGAUCGAGGACAUCCUGUACACGACGACGCUCAACGGCCCCUUGAUUGCUCUUCUGAAGAAAGGAAAGGGAGCCAACCCGCUUGAGCUGCUCGAGAUCGAGACGUUCAGUCUACGAUGGAAGGCUUGCGUGGCAGCAAAAGACAAUGAACUAGCUGCAGAGAAAGCGCUCUACAAGGCGGCCGAGGAGGAGCAGGACGAGCAGGACGAGUGCACGAAGAUCGCGCAGGGCAGCGUGGCUCCGCAGCCUUCAAAGUACCCCAAGGGCUCGGCUGAGCAUUGGACAGCGACGGCAGCGCAACAGGUUGCGAUCUAUGUGUCGUUGCGGGCCGAGCCUCCAACCCAGUCUGCCGUUGCCCGGGCCGUAGGGGAUAGCGGCCUGAAUGGCGACCUCCGCGGCGUGCAGGGCAAGAGCGGUGUCAUGAUCCACUUUGACGCCAACCUGUUUGCAGAGGCCGCCAAAAGGCCUGACCGAAGGUUUCCGCCACUGAGCCCAGCCCUCAUGAAAAAGUUGAUCCACGGCAGCAUCAAGGGCCGCGGCGGCCUGGCGAACAAGAAGGUGGCAGAGGAUCACUUCGACCGUCCAAUUGACGGAGACUUCAUUUUCUUGAACGAUGCUGGGCGGAACGUGCUGGAGAGCCUCUUGGCGCCGCUCAAGUCGAAGGAUGGCAAGCGGGCCUUGGCGCACUACCUGGAGCACACGGAGAUCACGCUGUGCCUCAGCCAGGAGUCAAUGGAAGGAAAGAAGAAACUGAACCGCGGCAUGAUCAACCAGAUUCAGCGCUGGCAUUUGAUCAGCACCGAGCCCAUGAAAGAGAUGUACGGAGACAAGAUGAUGGGCGCAGAUUCUGCCGAGGACCCAAAGGAGAAUGAAGAACAGCAGCGAGACGGUGACUCUUAUGAGCCUGCCUUCUUCAACCACUUGCCGGUGACGCUGUACUCAGACGCCCUGGCCGCGUACGAGAUCACAGGCGUGCUGGAUUGCACGCCAGGCGCAGGAGAUCUGGCCAAGGCGGCCUUGGAUUCCUUACAUGGCCCUGACCAUGACAGAGACUCACGCUUCGCUUCUCCAGAGUGA
This is a messenger RNA of Effrenium voratum, 3099 nucleotides long. The record is from the annotation of a GenBank genome assembly. Lineage: Eukaryota; Dinophyceae; Suessiales; Symbiodiniaceae.